This is a messenger RNA of Morone saxatilis (striped sea-bass), 4771 nucleotides long. It is a transcript of the gene kdm5bb, whose product is annotated as lysine (K)-specific demethylase 5Bb. Lineage: Eukaryota; Metazoa; Chordata; Actinopteri; Moronidae. The record is from RefSeq and is a predicted model, not a curated record. Gene Ontology annotation, cellular component: nucleus. Gene Ontology annotation, molecular function: DNA binding; histone demethylase activity. Gene Ontology annotation, biological process: chromatin remodeling.
GUGUGUAUAUGUGUGUGUGUGUGUAAAGCUGCCUCCUCUCGUGUUGAUGACGCCUGACGGUCUGACGGUGAACAAACGGGGGAUCGCUGGUGAAGAAAGAUAAACGGAACACGGUGUUGUAUGUAUGUGUGUGUGUGUGUGUGUGUGUAAAUAAAGAAGAGGAAGGAGAGCAGUGACCGGUUCUCCUCCUCCUCCUCCUCCUCCUCUUCCUCCUCCUCCUCCCCCGUCCGAGCUCUUCCACCGGGUCGGUCCGAGAACGAUGAGCCAGCCUCGGCCGGACGAGUUCAAGCCUCCUCCGGAGUGCCCGGUCUUCGAGCCCAGCUGGGAAGAAUUCAGAGAUCCGUAUGCGUUCAUCAACAAGAUCCGUCCCAUCGCGGAGAAGACGGGCAUCUGCAAAGUGCGGCCGCCGCCGGGUUGGCAGCCGCCGUUUGCUUGUGAUGUUGACAAACUCCACUUUGUUCCUCGGAUCCAGAGGCUCAACGAGCUGGAGGCGCAGACCAGAGUCAAGCUCAACUUCUUGGACCAGAUCGCCAAAUUUUGGGAUUUGCAGGGAUGUGCCCUGAAGAUUCCCCAUGUGGAGCGGAAGAUUUUGGAUUUAUACAAACUCAAUAAGCUGGUAGCAGAUGAGGGUGGAUUUGACAUCGUCUGUCGGGACCGGCGGUGGACCAAGAUUGCACUACAAAUGGGCUUCGCCCCGGGCAAAGCUGUCGGCUCACACCUGCGAGGACAUUAUGAGAAAAUACUUUAUCCCUACAAUCUGUUUCAGAGUGGAGCAAACCUGCUGGCACCAGAGGCAGCUUCCAAACUGAUGCGUUUGGAGGCUGAUCCUGAACUUGAAAAGUGCGUUCAGAAGCCAGUCCAACCAUUGGAGCUUCCAGGAAGCGUUGAGAGCCAUGACACCAAGGAGCACAAGCUGCAGGAACAGGCUCAGAAGCAGCCGGCCCAGACGCCGGACAUGUGCCCGACUGCUCGCAGGGCCAAGCGGAUGAAGUGUGAGGCCUUCUGUGUGAAGACUGAACCAGGUGAACCCGGCGAGAGCAAGCCAAACCUGAGGCGGAGGAUGGGUUCUUUUGUCGCCAAGCAAGAACCAGAAAAAGAGAUUCCCAUUCCAGUGAAACAGGAACCAGUUGAAAGUAAGGAGCCGAUAAUUGAAGCUGACAAAUCCAAGUCACGGUACAAGAAAUUCAUCCCUCCCGUUCCUCCGAGUCCAGUGGAUCUGGUUGUGUGUCUGGUGUGUGGCAGUGGGGGAGAAGAGGACCGUCUGUUGCUGUGUGACGGCUGCGACGACAGCUACCACACCUUCUGCCUGAUCCCUCCUCUGCACGAUGUCCCCAAAGGAGACUGGAGGUGCCCCAAGUGUCUGGCUCAGGAAUGCAACAAACCUCACGAGGCAUUCGGCUUUGAACAAGCGUACAGAGACUAUUCCCUGCGUGCAUUUGGGCAAAUGGCUGAUGCGUUUAAAUCUGAUUACUUCAACAUGCCAGUUCACAUGGUACCCACAGAGCUGGUGGAGAAAGAGUUCUGGCGUUUGGUGGGAGCCAUCGAGGAGGACGUCACCGUAGAAUAUGGAGCAGAUAUUGCCUCAAAGGAGUUUGGGAGCGGAUUCCCUAUUCCGAAUGGGAAAUUUAAGGUUUCCCCAGCCGAUGAGAAAUACCUCAAGUGUGGCUGGAACCUGAACAACCUGGCGAUGAUGAACCCGUCUGUACUGACUCAUGUGACAGCUGACAUCUGUGGGAUGACGCUGCCGUGGCUUUAUGUUGGCAUGUGCUUCUCCUCCUUCUGCUGGCACAUUGAGGAUCAUUGGAGCUACUCCAUCAACUACCUGCACUGGGGGGAACCCAAAACCUGGUACGGAGCUCCUGGAUUUGCUGCAGAACAGCUGGAGGAGGUGAUGAGGAAACUGGCUCCGGAGCUGUUUGAGUCUCAGCCUGACUUGCUGCACCAGCUGGUCACCAUCAUGAACCCCAACACCCUGAUGGCCCACGGAGUCCCAAUUUACAGGACAAACCAGUGCGCUGGCGAGUUUGUCAUCACGUUUCCCAGAGCCUACCACAGCGGCUUCAAUCAGGGCUUCAACUUCGCUGAGGCGGUCAACUUCUGCACUGUGGACUGGAUGCCUCUCGGCAGGCAGUGCAUUGACCACUAUCGUAUGCUGCACCGGUAUAAUGUGUUCUCCCACGAUGAGAUGGUGUGCAACAUGGCCUCGAAAGCAGACACACUCGAUGUGGUCCUGGCAUCAGCUGUCCACAAGGACAUGGUCACCAUGAUUCGAGAAGAGCAGAAACUGAGAGAUAAAGUGAAGAAAAUGGGGGUGUUUCUUUGCAAGGAGGCAAAAUAUGAUCACCUCCAGGAUGACGAGCGACAGUGUGCCAAGUGCAGGACCACCUGCUACCUGUCUGCUGUCACCUGUUCCUGUAACUCAGGAGUCCUGGUCUGUCUGUACCACAUCAACGACCUCUGCUCCUGCUCCGUCACCAACUACACACUGAAUUACAGAUACACACUGGACGACCUCUACCCCAUGAUGAGUGCUGUAAAGCAGCGAGCUGAACUGUAUGAUGACUGGGCCUCCCUCGUGACUGAGACUCUGGAGGCUAAACUGGAAAAGAAGAAAGGUCUCCCGGUGUUUCGCUCUCUUCUUGCUGAAUCUGAGUCUAGGCGGUUUCCUGACAAUGACCUGCUGCGUCGGCUACGUCUGGUCACACAAGAUGCGGAGAAGUGCGCCUCGGUGGCACAGCAGCUAUUAAAUGGCAAAAGGCAAACCAGGUAUCGGUGUGGUAAUGGGAAAUCAUGCAGCCAGCUGACUGUGGAGGAGCUGAGUUCAUUUGUGAGGCAGCUUUAUAACCUCUCCUGCAGUCUCCCUCAGGCUCCCAUGUUGAAGGAGCUCUUGAAUCGCAUCGAAGACUUCCAGCAGCACAGCGAGAAGGUCCUGGCAGAUGAAGUUCCCAGCGUUGCCGAGAUCCAGAGCCUGUUAGACGUCAGCUUUGACUUUGACGUGGAGCUGCCUGAGCUGCCCCGCCUGAGAGUGAGGCUGGAACAGGCACGCUGGCUGGAGGGGGUGCAGCAGGCCAGCUCUCAGCCCGCCUCCCUCACUCUGGAGACCAUGAGGAGGCUCAUCGACCAGGGAGUCGGCCUGGCACCUCAUCCGUCCGUGGAGAAAGCCAUGGCACGCCUGCAGGAGCUGCUCACUGUGUCCGAGCACUGGGAGGACAAAGCGAGCAGUCUCCUUAAAGCCAGACCCCCACACUCCAUAGAGACUCUUAGUGCUGCUGCUGAGAAGGCAUCUGGCAUCCCUGCUUAUCUCCCAAGCUGUCUCCUCCUGAAGGACACCAUUAGAAGAGCUUGUGAGUGGCUUCAAGAAGCAGAGGAGCUUCAGGCCGGUGGCGGCGAACCAAUGAUGGACAGUCUCUCGGACAUGGUGCUGCGAGGACAAGCCAUCCAAGUCCACCUGGAGCCUUUGGACAGGCUGGAGUCUUUAAUGGUAGAAGUGCAAGAAUGGAAAGAAUCUGCAGCUACAACUUUCCUUCAGAAAGACUCAACUCUCACUUUACUGGAGGUCCUGUGUCCAAGAUGUGAAGUUGGAAAUGUAGGUUCUCCGAAGAGGAAGCCCAAGAAAGGGAAAGAAUCCCCUAAAAAUAACAAAAAGAAAACACCAAGGCUCAACACUCUCAGUGAUGUGGAAAAAGCUCUUUCAGAGACCAAGGACUCUACCUCUGCAAUGGCAACUCUGGAGGAGCUUCGGGUGAGGGAGAUGGAGGCUUUCUCUAAUCUCAGGGCAGCAAACGAGUCAAAGCUCCUUCCCACAGCAGACUGCAUGGACCUGAGGGUGUGUGUCUGUCAGAAGGCGCCGAUGGGUGCGAUGCUACAGUGUGAACUCUGCAGGGAUGCCUUCCACAGUGUGUGUGUCAGAGACCCGUCAGACUCCUGCGAAACACAGCUGUGGCUCUGCCCGCAGUGCCAGCGUUCAGAAAAGCCCCCCUUGAACAAAGUCCUGUCUCUGCUAGCAUCUCUGCGGCACAUAGGGGUGCGCCUGCCGGAGGGCGAUGCGCUGCGCUGUUUGGUUGAGAGGACAGUUAACUGGCAGCACCGAGCGCAGCAGAUUUCACAGUCUUGUAACCUACCAGAACUGGAAGAGAGACCAGGGACUCCUCCCACCUUAACGAGCUGGGUAACAGGCAGCCACGACGCUCACAACAACACUCAGGCUCCUUGUUUGACUCCAGAGUGGAAUAGGACAAGCCAUGCUCAGACUGUCUUCUACACCGAGCAGAGAUGCAUCCCACUGCAGGGCUUGAGUCGGGAUCUAGAGGAGCUGAUGGUGGAGGGGCUCCUGCUGCAGGUGUCUCUGCCAGAGGUCCAGAGCCUCUACCACAUUUUAUUGGACAGAGCCAGCAGCCAGCACACAAACAGGUGCAUGUCGCCAACGCAGGACGAGUCCACAGACUGUGACCAACACAUGCAGUUUAACUCUCAGGGAAACAAUCUGCCUCUGAAUCAGGAUGGCGCCAACGGUGUGAGGGAAACGAUGGCCGGCUCAGAAAAGAAAUCAAAGCGGCAUCUGGAGAGGGAAGGCUCAGACGCAGAGCGCAGGGUGAAGGACAAAAAGCACUCUCACAAAAGACAGAAGAUGAAUAAGAAGAACCUGCAGCGCCGGCCGACCUCAACAUCGACCUCGUCCUCGCCGCGCUCUGAUUUCUCUCAGUCCGAUGACUCUGAUGAGGAAAUGGCUGUGUGUCCGGCAGAGAGGUGUCAGCUGCCAGAAGGAGAUGAG